Molecule: messenger RNA, 1504 nt
Organism: Benincasa hispida (wax gourd)
Lineage: Eukaryota; Viridiplantae; Streptophyta; Magnoliopsida; Cucurbitales; Cucurbitaceae
Product: Phototropic-responsive NPH3 family protein
Source: RefSeq, a predicted model, not a curated record
AUCUGUCAAAUUGAAUCAAACCAUUUUUUGCAUUUAUAAUUUUUGUCUUCUCUUGCUCUGCUUUUUCCAUAAUACCCUGCACCACCAAAAUUCUCCACAUUCUCAUUCCAGUUAUGAAGAACCACCAAUCUCCGCCGCACAAUUCCGGCAAACUUUCCCCUCAAUUUGGGGAUUCCGAUCAAUCUUACUGGUUCGACGACUCCACCAUUCUCGACAUCGAUUACUUCGUCAAAACCCUAGCCGGAAUCAAAGCCAAAGGCGUUCGAAGCGAUUUAAUCGGCUCUGUCAUUACGCAUUACGCUUCCAAAUGGCUUCCAGAUCUCUCCGACGAAACUCUCCAUGAUCAUCAACAGAAGCACUCGAAUUCGACGAAUUUGACUAAUUUUCAGGAAUCGCCAGAGAGUGUAACGAAUUCAUGGAUGAAGAAGAGAUUCUUCGUUGAGACGUUGGUUGGAGUUUUGCCGCCGGAGAGGGAUUUGAUUCCGUGUAAUUUUCUGUUGAGGUUACUUCGGACGGCGAAUAUGGUGGGAGUGGAGCAGCCGUAUAAGGCGGAGUUGGAGAAGAGGAUUACGUGGCAAUUGGAUCAAGCGUCAUUGAAAGAGGUGAUGAUUCCGUCGUUUAGUCACACGUGUGGCACGGUUUUGGAUGUGGAGUUGGUGAUUAGGCUUGUUAAGAGGUUUGUGAGUUUGGAAGACGGCGUUAGGAGCGGCGCCGCCCUGGUUAAGGUGGCGAAAUUGGUGGAUUGUUACCUUGCGGAGGCGGCGAUGGAUUCCAAUUUGGGAUUGCCGGAGUUUAUGGAUCUCGCGGGUGCGUUACCGACCCAUGCUCGAGCCUCCGAUGAUGGAUUGUACCGAGCCAUUGAUACGUAUCUCAAAGCACAUCCGAAUGUAUCAAAGCAAGAAAGAAAGAGUAUAUGCAAACUAAUGGACAGCCGAAAGCUAUCAACAGAAGCCUCACUCCACGCAGCCCAAAACGAGCGUCUCCCGGUCCGAGCUGUUAUCCAAGUCCUUUUCUCGGAGCAGACCAAACUCAACUACCGUCACCUCGAAUGGAGUGGUUCGAUGGGUGGUGGAGGAGGACGAAGCCCCUCCGCCGCCCUCGACCACCUACCAACCAGGUGCCAGUCCAAGAGAGAAAUCACGGCCCAACAAAUGGAAAUCAAGAGGCUGAAGGACACCGUUGUGAGGCUCCAAAACCAAUGCAAUUUAAUGCAGGCUCAAAUGGAGAGGCUGUCCGAAAAGAAGAGGGGGAGUUUUUUUAAGUGGAGGAAAUUUGGGUUUAAGAAUAAUGUUGGGGACUUGGAGAAGCUUGAUGGCGGCGGCGAAGAAGUGGAGGCGGAGGGGUUAGGGAGGCAGACACCGGUGGACAUUAAAACUAAGUUGGUCAAACGUAGGACUCCUACUAAGACAUGGAGGAAAUCUGUGUCUUGAAAAUGUUUUUAAUUCCUUUUUUAAUUAUAUGUUUCUAAUGAUUAUUUCUAAUCUAACUUUAGGUUUGUUUGAAA